UUAGAACAUCCAUCCAAUGUUUUUGUUGACUACCAAAGAGUCUCAAAGACGCUUUUCUUAGUUAUUUAAAAAAUACUUCAAGAACGAAAUGAAUCCGUUACUUUUACUUACCUGUGUUACAUGGGCUAAUGCUCAAAAUACGCUGCAAGCUUUCCUUUCUAAAUCAGUUGUCAUGGAAGGUGAUCCCGUCACUAUUAUCUGUGGUACAAGGCACUUUGAAUCUCCUUCGACAACACUUAUAUGUACAUUAGAGAUUGCACUUUUCAAACUGAAUGCAACGUCAGGGAAAUUUGUUGAGCUGUUUUUCUAUAAUAGCAUAGGACCCUCAGAGAGUCAAAAAAAUAUUCUGGUUAAUAAUAAUCACUGGGAAAUUCAAAUGAAAGGGUUUCCUGAGUACUAUGAAAUAGACCUUGAUGAGUGUAUCAAUAGAGGUCUCAUAGAUGGCAAUAUAACAAUCAAGAUAGAAAAAGUAAAGCUUCAGGAUGCCGGAAUGUAUCAAUGCGCCUUGCAUGAACAAAAUGACCCCAAAGAGAGACGUUACAGCCAGAAAUCUACUGCAAACCUUACCGUGAAAUCGCCUGGUCCAGAGUAAAAUACGACUGGACAAUGGCAAGACAGGAAUUCCUCAAGAAAUUCAAGAACAAGAAAAGUACAUGUAUUGAUCAACACUCUCUGUGUAUUUAUUUCUGUCCUAAUUAUUUGCUUUAUCUCUGUAGAACAUUUCCAAUUCAUGAUGUUCAAUUAGUUUAUUAUAUAAUCCUUUCUGUAGAAAGCGAUGAAUCUUAAGCAUUUAACUAGUUUUGAAAAACAAUUACGACAAUUGUCGGGGACCUUUUGGGAUAAAGACUUGCUAUGGGUUUAAUUAAACGAUGAUAUCAAGAGACUUCAUUAUGAACAGAACAAUAAUUUAGAAUAACUUUAUUGUUACUUUUUGGGUGACUAUGACAAGCCGCCCAGUAACUGAUGGGGUAGUUGUUGUUAUGAUUUGAAAUGUCCUUUUUUAUCAAGACAAUAUUGAUUCUAAUCCAGUCUUACAAAUUAACGCUACGAAUAGCAAUAAUUGUGCCACUGAAGGAGAAAUAAAGUAAUUGGGAAUCUCUUAAAAGAAAUGUUUUUACGCUUCAACAAGUUUUUGCGUAUCGGGUGUUCUUAUCAACGAAGGCAAAUCUAUAAAUAAGGUAAAACAUAAUUAUUAUAUAUUUUUUUUAAAUGUUCAAAGAUGUUUUUCCUCUGUUUAAUACCGUAGCAUCAAAUGUCUAUCUAAUUACGUUUGAACACAUCGCAAGUUCUAUAUAUUUGAAGUAAUGUUUUUGGCCUGAUAAGCAGGAAUUUCAUUAUCUAGAUUUUGUGUAUAUUCUACAUUUCAUGUUUUCACUAUCUCAACUUGUUAAUACAUAACAAAGAUAGCCAGUCCCGAUACUUUUUUCUGUGAAAAAUUUCCAUUUCUUCGUUGUGCUAGUCUGGGAUUGUGUAGCUGCAUAUAUUGGAUAUAUUAACAAUAGUAGAACGAGCGGUAUCUUUGUCAUUAAACAAACCCAAUGGUUGUAUCAUAAAUAAAACACAAAAUAGCAAGCACUUGUUGAACGUAGAAUGAAUGUAAAUAAUUUUAAUUAUCUAGACUUACAAUAACAAAAAAUUGAUUGGAAAAGUUAAUUAAUUGUUUUUUAUUGAGCAUAUCUUUCAUGCUUCUUAUAGUAUCUUCACAGUGAUAAGGUCCAUUCACUUUUGUUGAUCGUUUUGGAGGAAGGGACUAUCUGAGAAGUUUCCAAUCAUUUGAAUUUACGUUUUAGGUAUUGACAUGCUAACCACUAACUACUCAUGUAAUUAUUAAGGUUUUAUAAACUAGUGUUACUUUAAAUUUUUGUGUGAACGAUAUAUUUAUCUACACAUUACAUUUCUCUAAAUAUAAAAAUAAUAAACUACUUCUAAGUGA
Molecule: messenger RNA, 1933 nt
Organism: Biomphalaria glabrata
Lineage: Eukaryota; Metazoa; Mollusca; Gastropoda; Planorbidae
Exons: 4
Coding region: 89-592 (167 amino acids)
Source: RefSeq, a predicted model, not a curated record